AUGUGCAAUGUACGGGUGCUGACUGCAUCCAGCUUCUAUGGCGCAGGUCAAUUCAUGAAUCCAGGUCCCGCUCCCCGUCCUCCUACCGAUCGACCUCGACACAUCGACCUGCAACGAUCCAAUACCUCUCUAUCGACUGCUACCUUUGAAUCCAUGUCAAUGGGUGCCCCCUCCUCCCCUGCGCUCAGUACACCCAGUGGGCCGUAUUUCUCCAACGGUAGUUCUUUGUCACUGGUAGGAGCCGGGAAAUCUUCAGCGUCCAUUACAAUCAUCAAAGAGGGCUAUGUGCGCUGCAAAGAAGACAGGCUUCUGUCACAGUGGAACCAACGAUACCUAAUUCUCCGAGAAUUUAGAUUGGACUUCCUCAAGAAUGAAAAUGGGAAGGUGAUGCAGACCAUCCAACUGAACACGAUUACCGGUGUAACACGCUCGGAGGAUACUCGAAUGGCGUUCGAAAUCACCCGAGUUACCAACCCCAAAGAAGCGAACGGAAAGAUCAUCAUGAGCCGCGAUAUGCCCACCCGGACUAUCACCUGUGAAGUCCACAAUGACGACGAAAUCUACGAUUGGAUUGACAAGAUCUACGAAAGAUGUCCGGGCAUGGGGGGCGUUAGUAACCCGACGAAUUUCAGUCAUCGCAUCCAUGUUGGCUUUGACCCGCAGACUGGCGGCUUUACUGGGUUACCUCAAGAGUGGGAGAAACUUUUGAACAACUCGGCCAUCACGAGAGACGAUUACAAGAAAAACCCGCAGGCGGUCAUCGAAGUCCUCCAAUUUGUUUCUGACCAGAAGAUGCGAGAGCAACAUCCAGAAAUGUACACACCCGGCAUGGUCACUCCCCCAGCAUCACAAUCCAACAAGCAACUUGGCUACCCUACCGGUGUUAACAGUGUUGCUCCUCCAAGACCAGCGCCGCCCACGGAUGCUCAGCGCUAUAAUGCUAAUCAAUUCAUGAGCAAAUACCAGGACGGCCAGGCACGGUCGGGUACACCGCCUCUGAAGCCUCAAUUGCAACGAGCGCAGACUGAUAAAGGAGCCUAUGACAUGGAAGCCGAUGCCGCACGGAUUAAAGAGAUUGCCAUGCAAGAACAGAAACGCCGCCAGCUGGAAGCCGAGACCAAGCGAGCACGGGACUUGGAAAAACAGCGGGAGCAGGAGCGGGAGGAAGCGGAGCGGACUCGUCGAGAACAAGAAGCAUACAAUGCAUCCUUGCCCAAGACUCGGCCCCCGUUGGCUCAACAAGAGGUUGGCGGUUUUUCAGGUGGUUCUGAUCGUACGCCGAACAGACAAGACCCUCGAUACAAUCCUGCAAGAGCUGCCCCAAGUGCUCCUCAGCAAUCACCUUCAGCUGCUCUCCGACAACAGCCUAUUGCACAGCGACCAGCCCCUUCUGCACCUACUACCAGCAACUCCCAAAAAUCCAUUCCUCAAUCUUCCUCGGCCGGCCAAAGUUCUCUACGAUCACCAGAAAGUAGAGAGCGAGAUCGACAACCUUCCCCGAACGCUCGGUACCAACCAGAAAGGGAAGCGCCACGCAAAGAUGCCGCCCUAAAGCAGCAAGCCAACGGCGCCAAUGGACAGGCGCCAGGUCGCUCGCCAGGAUCUGUACAGCAACCAAAGCCUCUGAACGUUGCAAAGCAACAGCAAACCAAGCCUGGCGCUGACCCACGCAAAGAUGCUGAGAUUGCACUGUCCGCGAAGAAGCCGGUUGAGGAACGAGCAAAGGAGGUUCGCAUGUCCAGUAUGAGCGAGAGCGAAGUUAUGGCCAAGCUUAAGCAGGUUGUUUCUAAAGACAACCCCAUGGACUCGUAUAGCAAGCAGAAAAAGAUCGGCCAAGGGGCCUCUGGUUCGGUCUACGUCGCCAGGGUGAAGGAAAGCGCGCCUUCCCCCGUGGCACGGGAAAUCUACCGUACACAUGGCCCCAAAGGUCAGGUUGCCAUUAAACAGAUGGAUCUUCGAAAUCAGCCACGCAAGGAGCUCAUUGUCAACGAAAUCAUUGUCAUGAAAGAUUCGAAACACCCCAAUAUCGUCAACUUCCUCGAUUCCUUCCUGCAAGAGCAGAACAACGAGCUCUGGGUGGUGAUGGAAUUCAUGGAGGGUGGUGCACUCACAGAUAUCAUCGACAACAACCCGGUGAUCACAGAAGAUCAGAUUGCCACCAUCUGCUUUGAAACCUGCAAAGGCCUUGCUCAUCUACAUUCCCAGGACAUCAUCCACAGAGAUAUCAAGAGUGACAAUGUGUUGCUCGACCGCGUGGGGAAUGUCAAGAUCACUGAUUUCGGAUUUUGUGCUAAGCUCACCGAAUCAAAGAGCAAGCGCGCAACAAUGGUCGGCACACCCUACUGGAUGGCGCCGGAGGUUGUGAAGCAGAAAGAAUAUGGCCCCAAGGUUGACAUCUGGUCACUUGGUAUUAUGGCCAUCGAGAUGAUCGAAUCCGAGCCACCAUAUCUGAAUGAGGAACCACUGAAGGCACUCUUCCUGAUUGCAACCAACGGCACUCCUCGACUGAAGAAUCCCAACAAGCUUUCCCGAGAGCUCAAAGCGUUCUUGAGCGUUUGUCUGUGUGUCGAUGUUAGAAGCCGCGCCAGCGCAGACGAACUAUUACGGAACGACUUCAUGCGAAUGGGAUGCAGUCUUGCCAGUCUAAGCGAACUGCUCAAGUGGCGGGAAAAGGGCCGACAAUGA
Messenger RNA from Capronia epimyces CBS 606.96, 2685 nucleotides. RefSeq names its product STE/STE20/PAKA protein kinase. The transcript is spliced from 2 exons. Gene Ontology annotation, biological process: regulation of MAPK cascade; intracellular signal transduction; protein phosphorylation. Gene Ontology annotation, molecular function: ATP binding; protein serine/threonine kinase activity. The record is from RefSeq and is a predicted model, not a curated record. Lineage: Eukaryota; Fungi; Ascomycota; Eurotiomycetes; Chaetothyriales; Herpotrichiellaceae. Gene Ontology annotation, cellular component: cytoplasm. The coding region runs from base 1 to 2685 and encodes 894 amino acids.